AUGGAUCCUCCACGAAAUCGAAAGCAGCGUCGCGCCGCGGCUGCUGAGUCUGCCCCCACCGAGUCCGACAUUCCCCUCGCGCUUCCGCCACGCGGCGAUUCAUCAAAACCCAAAGGACAGAAAACACUAUAUGAUAUUAUUGACGAGCGUCAAAAUGAGCUUCGCGGCAAGCAAACAGGCUCAAAACCUAUAUCGGCAUCGGAAAGGAAAACAAGGCAGUCCGCCCAGUCAACGGGAACCCGCUUCGUGACCGUGGAUGCGUCCGGAGCUAUUGUGGACACCGGAGGCGAUGAUAUUGCGAAGAGCAUCGGAAAGAAGACCAAGAACAACAAUGAAGACGAUUUCGAGAUCGACCAGCCCCUUCCACCCUUCCUCGAUACCCUUUUGCUCUCUAUCCCCCUCACAACCCUCCAUCUCACCCUCGACUACAUGGCUGCGUACAUGUACGCCCAAUCCACAGACGUUCCACUCUUGAUAAAAUCCGCAAUCAUCAAAACCUUCCCACUGCUCACAUUCCUCGUUCACUUUGCCCACGGCCACGUCGUCUCCUUUCGACUUCCACGAUGGAGCUUUCUGAAUCCGCAGCCUGUUUCCGUCCUCCCACUCACACAAGACAAAUUUAACCUGUCAUUCCUACGGCGCUUGAUCCUACCUCCGACUCUUAGAACGAUUUUCUACCUACCUCUCGCGGCGAUGCUGGGUGCGCAUCUUAUUACCAUUACGAACGAAGACCCAUACUACGCUGUGAUGCAGAAGGCGCCUGCGUAUGGGACGGUGUGGAUCUGGUGUAUACUCGAAAUGGCAUUUGGGCCAGCGGUUCUGGGAGCACUGGGACCGCUUAUAUGGGGCGUUUGGUGGAUGGGUUAUGGCAUUGUCUGA
This is a messenger RNA of Penicillium odoratum, 879 nucleotides long. RefSeq lists its product as uncharacterized. The transcript has a single exon. Lineage: Eukaryota; Fungi; Ascomycota; Eurotiomycetes; Eurotiales; Aspergillaceae. The record is from RefSeq and is a predicted model, not a curated record. The coding region runs from base 1 to 879 and encodes 292 amino acids.